AUGGGUCAUCUCCAUAAUUCAUGUAGGCGUCCACUUAUUUCGUUUCUUGAGCUGUUGUCAAGAAAUCGGCUAAUUGUUCUUGCUCCAGCCAAGUGCUUCAAACUUCUGAAUUUACUCUUGUUCACAUUUAUCGUUGAGCAUCCUUAUCAAGCACAACUGAUUGCUCAACUUCAAGAGCAUCAUUUUGAUCAAUAUAUGAUAUAUUUGGCUAACAGACGCACUGAAACUGCUUGUUCUGGCGCGCCCAACCUAGCCUCUGUCUCAGUUGCUGAAUCAGCUAAUGGACAACCGAAUGUUACUAGCAGCCAGGUAAUAUUUAACGUAGAACUCAUCAGUCGGUUUUACUUUGUUAUCAAUGUCCUACUCCAUAGCAAAGUUUUGUGUAUAUAG
Molecule: messenger RNA, 390 nt
Organism: Protopolystoma xenopodis
Lineage: Eukaryota; Metazoa; Platyhelminthes; Monogenea; Polystomatidea; Polystomatidae
Source: the annotation of a GenBank genome assembly